Molecule: messenger RNA, 402 nt
Organism: Penicillium macrosclerotiorum
Lineage: Eukaryota; Fungi; Ascomycota; Eurotiomycetes; Eurotiales; Aspergillaceae
Exons: 2
Coding region: 1-402 (133 amino acids)
Source: RefSeq, a predicted model, not a curated record
AUGAUCGCAGGACCUAGAGUCACAGACGUCUGGCGAACACGAGACGCCCUGCAAACUUAUAUUGGCGAAUGGCAUGGCUUUGCACAGGGAAGCAAGUGUGUGCAGGUGGUGACACCGAUUUUCCGGAAGUACUGUAUCCGUAAACUACACUACACCGCAACGACAGGAAGGAAAAGAAACAAAGAGAAAUGGAGACAGAUGUACAAGGCGCUGAAUAGGACGGAGAUGACAAUGCGGCAGAUGAGGGUACAGGAACAGCUUUCCCUUCCAGUCAACCACAACGCACAGUUAAAGGAUGGGGAAGGCAAAGUCAUAAGGAAAGACAUCAUGGGCAAAGAGGGAUAUGUGGGAAUGAUAUGUGCAAAGGAGGGAAGAGGGAGCUGGGUCAUGCGAGUUGGUUAG